AAUGAUUUCAUCUUUUUAUUAUAUAGGUUGUAUGAAACAAAUUAAAUGAGGUUAGAGCAGAACAUGACAACAACCUUUAUUGAAGAUGUCUAUCAACGCAGUAUGAUAAAAGUUUCAAUUCAUUUGACGAAAGAUGAUGUUGACCAACUUGUAUUUUUAAACUCAGAUAUAAAAGAUGACGAUCUAGACAAGAUUACGUCGCCUAUAAAACUAAUACGAAUUUUAGAACAAUGUGGUGUUGUUGGGAUUGGUAAUUUAAAUAAAUUUGCAGAACAACUGCGAGUAAUAAACAAAUCGUUUCUUGUUGACCAACUAAUAUCUGAUGCUGCACUUAGUGAAGUGUCAGUUCGUUAGAAGCUCAAUCUAUCCAAUUUAUUUUAUGAUUUAAAUGAUUAUGAAUAAUUUAUGUAAAAGAAAGAUUUUAUUUUAAUUUA
Hydra vulgaris (swiftwater hydra) is the source of this 434-nucleotide messenger RNA. Lineage: Eukaryota; Metazoa; Cnidaria; Hydrozoa; Anthoathecata; Hydridae. The record is from RefSeq and is a predicted model, not a curated record.